Messenger RNA from Magnolia sinica, 1219 nucleotides. Its product is annotated as NDR1/HIN1-like protein 13. The transcript has a single exon. The record is from RefSeq and is a predicted model, not a curated record. Bases 200 to 946 code for a protein of 248 amino acids. NCBI's taxonomy places the organism in Eukaryota, Viridiplantae, Streptophyta, Magnoliopsida, Magnoliales, Magnoliaceae. Gene Ontology annotation, cellular component: plasma membrane.
AUAAAAACAGAGGACUCUUACAAAUAAGGAGGGAGAUUCCAAAUUAGGUGAAGGUUCCUCAUCCCUGUUGGUUGCGGGGUCUCUUUUCUUCUCCUUCUCUUCAAUUCUCCUCUCCUUCUUCUAUACCUUCUCUUCCUUCCAAACCCUAAGCCUAACCCUAGAAAACCCACCCCAAAAACUGAGAAACCCACCCCAAAAAAUGGCAGACAGGGUCUACCCCUCUGCAAAACCUCCUCAACCCCUCAGCAACUCUGCCGCCGCCACCGCCCCCAAAUCCCAGAUCUUCCGCCCUCCUGCCUACCGCCCCGCCACCAAACCCCCAUCUCGCCGCCGCUCCCGGUGCUGCUCCUGCUGCCUCUGGCUUACCUUCAUCAUCUUCACCCUCAUCCUCCUCGCCGCCGCCGCCUCUGCCGUCCUCUACAUCCUCUACCGCCCCCGCCGCCCCUCCUUUUCCGUUUCCUCCGUCCGCUUCUCCUCAUUCAAUCUCACCUCCUCCCGCCUUAGUUCCAACCUCAAUCUCACCAUCUCCGCUCGAAACCCCAAUAAGAAGCUCGUCUUCUACUACGACCCCUCCUCCAUCUCCGUCUUCUCCGACGGUGUCGAGAUCGGCGACGGCUCAUUCAAUCCCUUCAUCCACACCACAAAGAGCACGACCCUUAUUAAGGCUGCCGUGUCGACCGGCAGCCCACGGGUUCUCGACUCAUCGUCUGCGGCAUCAAUCUCGUCCGGCCUUAAGAGAAAGGAAGGAUUGCCGCUGCAGAUCCAGUUGGAGACGAAGGUUAGGGUUAAGAUGGGUGGAUUGAAGACGAAGAGGGUUCGGGUUAGAGUGAAUUGCGACGGGAUAGACGCCGUCGUCCCGAAGGGGAAAUCGACUGCUGCCGCCACGACGUCGGGUGCGAAAUGCAAGGUGAAGAUCAGGAUCAAGAUCUGGAAAUGGCAACUCUGAAAAUAAGAUAAGUUGCGAGAGUUGUGUGAUAUGAUUUUGGCUUUUUUUUCUUUUAAUUUUUUUUUAUUUUUAUUUUGUUGUAAAUCAUAGAAAUGAGAAGAUUUGGUAAGUAGAGUAGAAUUAUAUAGUUACAGAUAUACUCUUUUAUUAUAUGCUUUUGCUGUUGGUGCUGUUGUAAGCGUUUUUCUAUGUUCUUCUUUCAGUUUGGGAGUGGAUUUUUUUUUUUUUUUUGUAAUAUUUUCAUGAACGAAUAAAGGAGGAAAAUUGAAAUUC